AUGUCAUUCCGCAAGCGGAACAUAGGGCUUUCGACCGGAACACAGCGCACGGCUGGUCCCCAUGGUCCCACGAAAGAUGUAGCUCAACAUCCGGUUCUUGGCCUCCGCCCGUCGCCUGUGGAUGGUCGACAAACCACCUCUACUGGCACCCCCACCUUGGACAACUUGCUUGCAGGACACGCCGGACUCGCCCUCGGGUCCUCUCUGCUAGUUGAAGAGAGCGGUACUACGGAUUUCGCUGGCGCAUUGUUGAGGUAUUAUGCGGCGGAAGGGAUAGUUCAAGAGCAUCAACUCCAUGUGGUGGGGUUUGAUCCGCAAUGGGCAGCAACCCUUCCUGGUCUGGUUGGGGCAGCAGAGGCCGCAGAUGAAAAGCCCAGAGAAAAAGGUGAAAAGAUGAAAAUUGCAUGGAGAUAUGAAAAGUUGGGGGAUUUCGGCGCAGGGAUAACUCCGUCGAGAGCACCCACUGCCGUUGCAGACAAAAGCGAUCCUUCGGCUGCACCCCAAGCCGUACCUGCAGUAUUUUGCCACGCGUUCGACCUGACAAAACGCCUAACGCAUCCCGGAAUGUCGUCCGUAAAUUUUAUACCGCUCUCCCCUCCAACUCUCCAAAGCUCCCCGCUUGCAUCAGUUGGUCAAAGGCUAUCUCAAGCGAUAUCGAGUUCUCCCCCACAUACAAUCCACAGAGUAAUCAUCCCGUCACUCCUUUCUCCCGCUCUCUAUCCGCCCCAAGCUAGUAAGCCAGAAUGUGUCCUACAGUUCCUACAUUCAAUUCGGGCGCUGUUAUCCACACACUCUAAUCGCAUGACGGUGAUGAUAACUCUGCCACUUUCUCUUUAUCCACGGUCAUCCGGCCUUGUGCGUUGGAUCGAACUUCUAACCGAUGGCGUCAUCGAGCUCGCUCCCUUCCCCCAUUCGGCGCAUUCAAAUCCAUCUACCACGUCGGGUGCCGCCACUGCGCAGGAAGAGCCUCCACAGGGGAUGCUAAAAAUCCACCGGCUACCGGUCUUCCACGAACGAGGCGGCGGAGGUGACAAGAACAUGGGUGAGGAUUGGGCCUUUACUUUCAGCAGAAGGAAGUUCACAAUCAAGCCGUUUUCACUACCCCCCGUAGACGGGGAUAAUGAAGCACAGCAAGGCGCUCCUUCAUCCGGGAAAAGCAAAGCAGACCUCGAAUUCUGA
This is a messenger RNA of Coccidioides immitis RS, 1179 nucleotides long. Its product is annotated as paxneb protein superfamily. Gene Ontology annotation, biological process: tRNA wobble uridine modification. The transcript has 2 exons. The record is from RefSeq and is a predicted model, not a curated record. Lineage: Eukaryota; Fungi; Ascomycota; Eurotiomycetes; Onygenales; Onygenaceae. Bases 1 to 1179 code for a protein of 392 amino acids. Gene Ontology annotation, cellular component: elongator holoenzyme complex; cytoplasm; transcription elongation factor complex.